AAACACUAGUUUUUUUCUUCAAAUUAUCCCAAACGAACUGACACAGUUUAAUUACAUAACAUGUCGUUUAGCUGACAUGUAAUGUAAUUGCUGGCAUUUAAUUAUUACAUUUUAGGAAGUAUUGGUUGGUCUUUGUUCACAAUAUGCUGAAGCUGCCAUCUACAGUGUGGCGCGUUUAAGAAACACAAGGCAAUAUCAGGAUACAUAAAUAGAAUUUAAAACCAUUUAAAGAAUUUGCAAAAUUUAAAAAAAUGAUGAAAUGGAAUUCAUAUUAAAUAGAAAAAGAAGUGGCAUUACCCAUUAAAGUAGGUUUCAUAGUUUUAAUUUCGGGUAUGUUUUUUUUGUCCCAAAUGGGUCUCUUAAAGGCUUUUAAGUCAACAGAAGACACACUAAAUCUAAGUGGUUGAGAUGAUUAACGGGAGAGAAACAAGUGAAAGGUUGUGUUUUUUAUUAUUUAAUUAUAGCUUGUGAACUUUGUGUAAUACUGGAGUUUUACGUCUUCCGGCUUUGAAUUGUUUAAGUGAAACCAUCAAAAGUUUACACACUUUAAGUGGUGAUAUGCAGAAAAAAAAGGUUGUGAACCUCUGGCUUAAUCUUCAUCAAUGUAUUGUAUUUUAUGAACUUAUUCUUUUAUGUGAAAUAUUAACUUAAAUAAAUGUGGUGCAGAAAAAAGUACAAUAUAUUUUUGGUCUAAUAAUGUUGUGGUGUAUCAAAUAGCCUAAAAUGGAGAUACUCAAUCCUACCUCAAACCUGUGCUGAGGUGCAGUGUUACGGUAAAUCCGCCACAGGAGGUACACUGAUGUAAACAUGUCUCAACUUGUAGCCAUGCUGACAAACAGGAUGACAUCAGACAGGACUUCUAAUUGGCUGAUGUAGGAUUACCAUUGAAGACCAAUCACAGAUAGGCCUAUAAUGUCUGUUUGUACCCCAUGAAUAAACAAAGCGGAGUCACGUUGAUUUAAAACCCUGGCCAGUUAGUUUCCCUAUUGUCUCGUCAUUCCCGCAAACACAAUUUGGUUUUACAGUAAACGCCAGCUGAAGUUCCUCAGGGGGCGGUGACGACACGGGGUGGGGUUUCCGUAUCGUGAACGCUGUGACGUUGCCGACGGGGGCUUUCCUCCAUGACGUCAGAGGGCAGUGGCGGCGGCGGCGGAGCGGCGCGAGCGAGAGAGAGAAAGAGAGAGAGAGAGGCAUAGCGAGCUGCGGAGAUUACACAGGCUUUCUGCGCUGCGCUCCCGGGGCGCAGGAAGACUACAGGCCGCCUUCAUCUGCCAGGAGCCCCUAAACACGAAAGGAGAAAGGCGGGCACGGUAACGGAGGACCGUCUCUGCCUAGAGCUUUAUCUGUUUACGCACGGAGGGAGCCAAGAUAGGAGACGAAGUGGCCGUCGCAUCGCUCCCCAGCAUCUCCUGUCGAAGAGAUCCGGUUCUGAGCUGGAAAAGACCGUUCAGAGAGACCGGCGUCCAAAAAGAAUGAGAGGAAGACGAGUGGAGGAGCGGCUCUGAAUACAGCUGAGGAGAAUUAAAUCCUAACUGAGGAUUUAUCACAACAUUCAGACUGAACUCUGUCCUGUGGAUCUUUCAGUUUUUCUUUUUUUUUGCCAUUCUUUGGAACAGACAUUAAUCUUUUAAGUUUGACCAAGAGACUCACAGUAAUGUUUCACCUCGACGUCUGCCAGGGAGAUGAAAGACUUGCUCAUUUAUCUUCUUCGUAAACCUUUUGACCGUCGAGUUUGAGAGAAACUCUGAAAGCCAAAGGGCAUUUCUUUUUCACUUUGAACUUGCGCAGUCUCUUUCAUUUUCUGUAGUUACGUCACCGUUAUCUCACUCUUGUCUUUUCCUGAUAACGUUUUGUUGUCAUAAAAGGAAAGAAGGAGGUUACAGACGCGAGUGUCUUUCACAGAAGCCUGGAUAGCAUUUGCAUUCCAGUUUGGCUUUCACAAGGGGACAAAUCCUCCCUUGUGUGUGAUUGAGUGUGUUUUUUUUUUUUUAACUUGUGUCCCUCUGUGGUAUAUUCACGUGUCUCAGGGGACAAUAACCGACCCUGUUUGUGUCUUCUGGGGAAAUGGGAUCAGAAAAAGACUCAGAGUCGCCUCACUCCUCGGUGAGUGGUGUCCCCAACCCUAAGUGCCGUGCAGCAGGCAAACGCCAGGGCCGCAUCUCCUUUCACAGCCUCUUCCACAGCAAACGGGGAGCCAGGGGCCCCAAAGGAGCAGCCGCCCCCCCUUCAUCCCACCAUCACCAACAUCACCACACACAACAACAGCUUCUCUCUUCAGCCUUGAGCUCAGCACCCGCUGCAGCGUCUGCUACGCCCACAACAACCACCACAGACACCACUACCCUCCAGGACGCUGCCUCCAGCACGCCCUCAAAGCCGCUCUCCUCCAGCCAGCCGUCCUUGGCCGGAGCCCCUUCCUCUGGGGAGGCCACCCUCCUGGAAUGCCCUCUGUGCCUGGUGCGCCAGCCCGCCGAACAGCUUCCCGAGCUGCUGGGGUGCAGCCACCGCUCCUGCCUCUGCUGCCUGCGGCAGUACCUCCGCAUCGAAAUCACAGAGAGUCGAGUCCAGCUCAGCUGCCCCGAGUGUGCCGAAAGACUGGCCCCGCGACAGGUGGCAGACAUCUUGGAUGACGCACUUCUGCUGGAAAAGUAUGAGGAGUUCCUGCUGCGGAGGUGCCUCGCCUCUGAUCCAGACUGCCGAUGGUGCCCUGCGCCGGACUGCGGGUUUGCCGUCAUCGCCUCGGGCUGUGCCAGCUGUCCCAGGUUGGUGUGUCGCAGAGAGGGAUGUGGUGCCGAGUUCUGCUACCACUGCAAACAGGCCUGGCAUCCCAACCAGACCUGCGACUCGGCCCGCCAGCAGAGGGCGCAAUCUCUGCACACCCACAGCAGCCACUCACCCAGCUAUACACAGGAGCAGGGACCCGCUGAUGACAUCAAGCCCUGCCCUCGCUGUGGUGCCUACAUCAUCAAGAUGAAUGACGGCAGCUGCAAUCACAUGACCUGCGCCGUCUGCGGCUGCGAGUUCUGCUGGCUCUGCAUGAAGGAGAUCUCCGACCUGCACUACCUCAGUCCAUCUGGCUGCACAUUCUGGGGGAAGAAGCCUUGGAGCAGGAAGAAGAAGAUUUUGUGGCAGCUGGGUACCCUGAUCGGAGCUCCAGUCGGCAUCACCCUCAUCGCAGGCAUCGCUGUUCCCGCCAUGGUCAUCGGCAUCCCGGUUUACGUCGGCCGCAAGAUCUACGCCCACUACGAGCUGAAGAAGGCAUCUCGUCACAGGAGGAACCUGGCCAUCACAGGAGGCGUGGCCCUGUCAAUCAUCACCGCCCCUGUCAUCGCAGCCGUCAGCGUCGGUAUCGGUGUGCCCAUUAUGUUGGCCUACGUGUACGGCGUGGUGCCCAUUUCUCUGUGUCGAGGGCGAGGCUGUGGUGUCAGCCGAGGGAAGGGGCGGGGGGUACGCAUUGACUUCGAUGAUGACGAUGGUCCAAUCACAGUGGCGGAUGCGUGGCGAGCCCUCAAGUCCCCGAGCCUCGGUGAGAGCAGUCUGGACGGGGCGGUCAGCGGUCUGAGCACCACCUCCCCCAGCGAGGGCCUCUCCAUGGCCCCUGGGACUCUGGGUGACACACCCCACUUUAACACCCUGGCAGGCGGCACUCUGGGAACCCGCAGCGGCAAGUACAGCAGGCUGGAGGUGCAGGCGGGCGAGCUGGCUAGAGAAUCAGCCCCGAGGGACACAGGCAGCCUGGGAGCCGGCAGCGACUGUGCCAGCACCCGGGGAAUGGCCGGAUCCAUCAUCUCGUCCUACACACUACCUGACAGGGAGGGCACCAACCUGGAGAUCCAGGUGGACAUUGAGACCAAACCCAGCCAUCUCUGCCUGACCAGCGAAGAGGACCUAACCCCGCCCCCUGGCUCUGCUGCCAUGGCGACCGUCACAGGCGUGGAGGAACCUCAGGACUGCAGCUCCAGAAGAGGCGGGGCUUUGUCUGGCUCGGUGUCGGGACUGUCGCCGGGAGUGUCAAUCAGAGACGGACUCAGAGACGUCACCCUGGCUCAACCGGAGAGCAUCCGCAGUGACCUGGAGAUGUCGGACACUCAAUCAGACGACAUCGCCGAGCUGACGUCAGACGACUGUGACUCCCCUCACCCGAAAAGCUGCCACCUGGCGGCCGGCCAGCAGCCCCCCUCCUGCCGAGCCCUGAACCCCUCCGAAGGCCUUCACUGUCCCGCUGAGAGCAACAUCAUCCUCUACGUCUGAGAGAACUACAGCUCCCCGCGUUGCACAGAAAAACUAACAAAUCCCCCAACAGUUAACAGCUGAGCUCUCCUUUACGUCAUAGCUUUUUUUCUUUUUGUUUUGUCAUUCUUGUUUGCUGUUUUCGCGACUCACAAACACCGUCUUAAACACAGACAGGGUUUGUUUACCUUUGUCUGUCUUAUCUAUCUAACCUGUCAGUCGACUCACUGAGUCAGUUGUCAGGAUUCUACCUCUGUGAUUUAUAAGAGAAUGAUUCAUGUUUACUCCUUGGUGCAAAAUGCCAUGGCUACUUAAGCAAAAAAAAAAGAAGAAAAAUAGAGGUACAAAAUGUUAUGAAAUUAUAAAACUUAAGGUGAAAGGUCACCGAGCACAGCAGAGGGACUGUUGGGUAAUUGUUGGGAUGUUUGCUGAGGAUGAAGGGGAUGUUUUUAACUGUGUGAAUGAAUGUGGACUUUGUACUCAACUGUUGUGGCUUUCUUCUCUUCUUUUCUUCUAUUUAUAUUCAGAUGACUUUAAAAUUGUAUUAUUUGCUGCGUGCAUGAUUCUGCAUGAGCCAUGCCUUGUGUGAAAGGUUUGAAAGGGCAGCGAGUUUGUGUUACACUGAUGGAAGUUAAAGUUUACUUUAGAGGAUGAAGCUGUACUUGAAUCUUCCCUGCACAGAGGAGGAGGAGGAGGAGGGUGAGGAGGAAGACAUGGGGACAAAAAAAAACAAGACUUACAGAAAUAUGAUUGAGUUCUGACAAUGACGAGGCGAGGCCAGAAGACACUCUGGUGUAAUGCACUGAGAGAAGCCAUUUUGUUAUGUUCUAUUCAAGUCUAUGACAGUGUCGGACACGCUGGAUGUUUUGAACAGUUAAGGUCAGCCCAGUAUACAGAACAAGUCUGUUGAGAUAUACAUCACACAAAUGUACACAAAUAACCCACUGAGAAACUAUUAUAAAUUAAGUUAAUCUCAAAUGUCCUACUGGUUUCUAUGAUUCAAGCUAAAUAUGUACCUGUUUUCUGUAAUCUACAGUUAAAUGGUGAAGAUUACAAAUGGUGACCUUCUUGAAAGUGGAAAGUGAUCCAGUCUCCCUCUGGGGCUUAAACUCUACAUACUACAAUUUAAAACAGCAAAACAAUUUUAGACUCAGAUUUAAUUUCAGAUUUAUUAAAUCAACAACUCAUUGUUUAGAUGUCAAUGAAUUGUUAGCAGUUCCACCUCUUAAAAUCUUACAUGGUUUAAUUUCAAUAACCUCUUUUGGCCCAAAAAGGUCAUAUAUUUGACAUAAAAAGGCAAAGAUCCAGUCCAAUGUCUGAAGAAAUUGAAAUUGAAAAAGAUUGAACAAUACCCACUUUAAUCAUCCAGAUCUACUUUAUUUAUUUUAUAAGUGCUUGAUUUCUUUGAGCAAUAGUCCACAACCACAAAGAUAAUCAGUUUAAUAUUAUAAAUGACGAAGAUGCCGGAACCAGACACUGUUUGGAAUCUUUUGGCUUAAAAAAAAUAAAUGACAUUAUUAAUUUAUUAUCAAAGUAGUUGCUGAUUACAUUUUGGCCGAUAGACUAAUUAUUUCAGUUGGAAUUUGUGAAAUAUGGUGUAAAUAAUUUAUCCACUAAACCGGAGACCUUCAACAGGGGGUCCUCAGAGUUACUGCAGGGAGGCCCCAAGUUAAUGUUAAAUCUUUUUUGAAUAUGGGCUCUACGUAUGUUUAACAUUAAAUCAUAUGAUGUGUCAAUAUUUAUGAUUUAUUAUUAUUUGAAUAGCUUAGUAUUCUAUGCACCAUAAAAAGGUAUGUAUAAAGUCUUUAGGCCACCCUACACGUGAUUGUAGGCUCAGUUUAAAUAUGCAACUUUAUUUUAUACAAUAAAUAUAUUAGGGGGUCCCUGAUCUGUCUCUCUUUUAGCUAAGGGGUCCAUGGCCUAAAAAUCGUUGGCGACCUCUGUACCAAACAGUGAACACAUGCCUUCCAGCCUGACCGGACACCGCUUACGUCUUGGCCGGUCACUGUCAGAACUCUCUCUCUCUCUCUCUCGCUCUCUCUCUCUCUCUCUCUCUCUCUCCUCUGUGGUUCUGUUCUGGAGUUGUGUCGGUUGGUCCAGUGUUUGACAGUUGCUGCCUUAAAGACACUCACUGACCCCACGCACACACAGCAACAGAACUGGUUUUGGUUUAGUGUUAACGGCUGUCUGGCCCACUUGACACUGUGUGUGUUGUGGUGUGUGUGUGUGUGGUGUGUGUGUGUGUGUGUGUUGUGUGUUUGUGUGUGUGUGUGUGUGUGUGUGUGGUGUGGUGUGUGUGUGUUGUGUGUGUGUGGUGUGAGAGAGAAUGAACUCCUGAUGAAUGUAUUGUCCCACUUUGUUUUUGAAUGAGCACUUGUGCACUUUAUCUGAAUGUAUCGUAUCUGUCUUCUUUUUUGCUAUUCAUCAUCUUUUCCUAUAAGUGAAUUCAGUUGCAUACAAAGUCUGUGGUGCAACCAAAAUGAAUCACAUACCAUCAGGCCUUUUUAUGUUGGAUGUAACUAAAGAAGAGUUUGGCUCCAAAACAUCAUACAACCACAAAAUAAAUACUUCUUUUUUUUUUUUUUUACCAGUGAUCCAACAACAGUAGUUAUCUUAUAUCUUUAUAUUUCACUUUGUUAGUUUUUCAUUUUUCAAAAGUCAUUUUCACUUUUGGAGCCCAACACUUCAAAUAUUGACGCUGAUAAGCUCUCUAACUAAAUCAUACUUACUAGCCUGAAUUGCUUCUUAGCUUUGUAUCACCUCUGUGCUUCAGUUUAAAAAGGUUUGUCACCAGGUAUUUCCCUUCAGUCUGCGGGGAAUCCACUUGGGAACAUUUUUCAUCUCAGAGUAGCUUUAUGGAUUUAGCUGCUUAUACAACUUGGCAGUGUUUUGUUUGGUCUGCACUUAACACUAGUUUCUGCCUGCCUGCCUGUGAGAAAACACACGAAUGUUCCACGGACCGAAACCCAAACUUCCUGAAAGAGUCUGAACGAGUGUUAAUGGGAAAAAAAACGUAUUAAGAACACGGUGGCCCUGUCCUUAUUUGAAAAAGUUUUAGAGUAUAUAGAUAGCAAUAUUUAAGUGUUAUUAUAUUGUUUGUGUAUUUCCUGUUAAAGCCCCGCCCCGUGUGGGCUUGUACAUGCAGGACUGUGAAAGACAACUUGUGGACCUUUGAGGAAAAAAUAAAUAAAUCUGAUGUUGCACCAAA
This is a messenger RNA of Etheostoma spectabile (orangethroat darter), 7438 nucleotides long. It is a transcript of the gene rnf19b, whose product is annotated as ring finger protein 19B. The transcript is spliced from 10 exons. The record is from RefSeq and is a predicted model, not a curated record. Bases 2065 to 4251 code for a protein of 728 amino acids. Gene Ontology annotation, molecular function: ubiquitin-protein transferase activity; zinc ion binding. Lineage: Eukaryota; Metazoa; Chordata; Actinopteri; Perciformes; Percidae. Gene Ontology annotation, biological process: protein ubiquitination.